Messenger RNA from Linum trigynum, 396 nucleotides. Lineage: Eukaryota; Viridiplantae; Streptophyta; Magnoliopsida; Malpighiales; Linaceae. The record is from the annotation of a GenBank genome assembly.
AUGGCAUUCUCUAGGAACUUGGGAGGAGGAACUGUGACGAGAGCGGAGCUAGCGGGGGUGGUGUACGGCCUGCAUACAGCAUGGAGAUUGGGGUAUAGAAAAGUGGUGGCACAAGUGGAUUCUAUGGUGAUCAUUCAGUUGAUUAAGGAGGCAAGAAACUGCCAUCCUCAUUUCACACUUAUAAAUCAAGUUCGUGGACUCUUAGGCCGUGAUUGGGAAGUCGACCCGCAACAUGUGUUCAGGGAAGGAAAUGUGGUUGCAGACUAUCUUGCAUCCUUAGGGCAUGGGCUACCGCCUGACGAUCACAUCAUCGAACUCCCAUGUUCGCGUUUGAGUCAUUUACUGUACUUUGAUACGAUUGGGGUUCAGACCCCUCGCAUGGUUACUAUUAAUUAA